Molecule: messenger RNA, 826 nt
Organism: Aspergillus heteromorphus CBS 117.55
Lineage: Eukaryota; Fungi; Ascomycota; Eurotiomycetes; Eurotiales; Aspergillaceae
Exons: 4
Coding region: 304-690 (128 amino acids)
Source: RefSeq, a predicted model, not a curated record
AUAGCGACCAAUUGGAUCAUAUCAGGGAGGAAGCGGCCUGAUCACAUCUGCAUAUUGUUCAUAUCAUUGUUGUAACUCAGAAAACAUGUAGGUUUGACAGCAAUAUGGGCUUACUUGGGAGCUCCAUCACAUGCUAAUGUUGGGAACCAGCCUAGAUGUAAUUGAUCUAAUUUUAUAAUUCUCGAAGGUGUGGGAUUAGCAUGAUACUAGACUGGUUCAAAUGCCAGAGUCCUAACUUCUUGACUUCUAUUACCGACUUUGAUGCUUACCAAUGAUCAAUUCUCAAAUUUGCUAUCCAUCAUCAUGACCCUCUCCGGGAAAGACUAUAGAACUAGUCGUGGUGGUGAUGAAUCAUGUGACACAGAGCUUCACUCUCAAGAUACAACCAAAAAUCUCAAAGAUCAUGAUUGGAAUCAGCUUGAAGAAGAGUACAUCGAUUCCAUGGAAAAGCAUGGGGGGGCUGAACAAGCCUUAUGCAUUCGUGUUUCCAAAUUGCUUGAGAUUUUUACUGCUUGGUCUGAGACAACCAUCACACGUGAUGAGAUCAGAGCGUUGAAACGGUUUAAAACACAAGUGCAACAUGUUCAGACAUCUGAAGAGAACUUGGAGAAGAAGCGUAAACAUUACAUCGAUGUUGUCAAGGCAUUUGAGAGUGCCCUCGCGCUGUUGAACGAUCGUGUAAAGCCAUGAGGAUAGAUUAUGGGGUGCUUGCAUGUUUCUAGCCGCACUCCACACCACGCUCAAAAUGGAGAAAUGAAUGCCGGACUUGAGUACUGCGUGCCUGAUACAUUAUUUCAUACCUUGUAUAGUAAACAAUGCCGUAAAC